Gekko japonicus is the source of this 2165-nucleotide messenger RNA. Its product is annotated as fatty acid desaturase 1-like. NCBI's taxonomy places the organism in Eukaryota, Metazoa, Chordata, Lepidosauria, Squamata, Gekkonidae. The transcript is spliced from 12 exons. Gene Ontology annotation, biological process: lipid metabolic process. Gene Ontology annotation, molecular function: oxidoreductase activity, acting on paired donors, with oxidation of a pair of donors resulting in the reduction of molecular oxygen to two molecules of water. Gene Ontology annotation, cellular component: membrane. The coding region runs from base 1 to 1155 and encodes 384 amino acids. The record is from RefSeq and is a predicted model, not a curated record.
AUGGGGUUCAAUGUGUCCAAGUGCAAGGAUGCAUUCAUGGCAUUCCACCUUGACAAAGGCCAAGUGAGCAAGUAUUUGAAGCCAUUGCUGAUUGGGGAGCUGGCACCAGAUCAACCUAACUCUGAGCCCACCAAAAAUCAAUCGAUCAUAGAGGACUUCCGGAAGCUGCGGUCCACUGUUGAGAACAUGGGACUCCUGAAGCCCAACAGUCUCUUCUUCUUUCUGAUUUUCCUUCAUAUUGUGCUACUGGAUAUUGGUGCCUGGUUGACCAUCUGGUACUUUGGAUCAUCUUUAGUACCGUUCUUCAUAGGUGUUGCAUUAUUUACUACUGCUCAGUGCCAGAUGUCCUGGUUCCAGCAUGACUUAGGACACCUUUCUGUCUUUAGCAACUCAAAGUGGAAUCAUCGGGUACACACAAUCUUAAUGGGUGUCGUGAAAGGAAUGCCAGCUACAUGGUGGAAUAACCUGCAUUUCCAGCACCACGCCAAGCCCAACUGCUUUCGUAAAGACCCCGAUCUCAACAUGCACCCCAUUGUGUUUGCCUUGGGGAAGAAACUGGCUGCAGAGCUUGGGAUGAAGAAAAAGAAGUUCAUGCCUUACAACCAUCAACACAAGUACUUCUUCAUUACAGGUCCAGGUUUGCUGCUUCCCUUCUUCCAGUUCUCUGUAUUCUACUUCCCAAUCAAGCGAAAAGAAUGGCUGGAGGUAGCAUUGAUUGUGACCUACCACAUCAGAGUUUGUCUGAUCUACAUACCCCUUAUGGGAUUUACGUGUUUUAUGGCAUACUACUGGCUUUCCAGGUUUCUUGAGACCUGUUGGUUUACUUGGGUUUCACAAAUGAACCACAUCCCAAUGCAAAUUGAUUACGAUAAAAAUGCGGACUGGCUGUCUAUGCAGCUCCAAGCCACCUGCAAUGUGGAUCAAUCCUUUUUCAAUGACUGGUUUACCGGCCACCUGAACUUCCAGAUUGAACACCACCUUUUCCCCACGAUGCCUCGACACAAUUAUUGGAAAGUGGCUCCUCUGGUGAAAUCCCUCUGUGCCAAGCAUGGCAUUGCCUACCAAUGCAAACCUCUGUUCACUGCAUUUGGAGACAUUUUACACUCUCUGAAGGAUUCAGGAGAAGCCUGGUAUGAUGCAUAUAUGCAUGCAUGAGAGGAAGUUCCUCAAAAGUACAUCACAGAUUGAGGGCAGUUAAUGUGCUGAGGAAGAAUUUGGGGUCUGGUGGGUGAGACAGGCAGAUGUUCGUGAAUUUGGGGCAUUCUGAAGAUGUUAUUUCCUGUUCUACACAAUGUUCCCUUUUGUGCAAGUUCUGUUUGUGUUCUGGCAUUUGUAGAGUAGGGUCUAAAUGCAAGAGAGGCAUGAGAAAGAAGGCACUUCUGUUGUGCUUCAUUUAUGAGGACAAUCUCACUUGUUUGUGUAAAACUGAAAUCUGACUGUCUCUUCAUGGGGGGAAAGCUUUGUGAAUAAGACAGUUAAAAGCAGAAGAACAGCACUGCUGAAGAAUGAAAAUGAUGAAAAGUAAUAACAUUUGUGAAAGCCACAGGAAAUGUUGGGGAACGUUGUUUAGAUGGCUGCUUCAGCUGUAAGAACAGAGGUGCCUUUUCAAGUGUCCAUGACAGUGAGCUUAAGUAAAAGGCUCCAUAUAGAAUUUUAGCAGCUGAAUAGAUCUCAUUGAGUUCUGUGUUACCAUUAUUUCCCAUCGUGGUGGUGGUGGUGGUGGUGGUGGAUGCCUCUCCUCUCCACCAGGUACUUCAAAGGCCCACAUGCUGAUGCCCAAUCAUACAGUUCAUGCAAUUUCAGCCUUUCCUUGCUAGAAAAGAAACUGCAUGCCAUCUGGGUCAAUGGGGAGGCCUCAGUUUGCAUACUGUUUGAAGUGCACACAUGAGGAAGGGCACCCUUUCACUCCUCCACCACAGGAGCGCCAACUCCUCCCCCUCCUAAUGGAUGAUCCAACUGAUUCUCAUUCAGUGAUAACUUCUGGCAGCAUGAUGGGAAAGUAUUGCAUUCAUAUUGUUUCUAAACAGAUUUGAAAGCAUUGGUCUUCUUUAGCACUCUGCCCUUAGGUUGUACACCACCUUGUGUACAUAUUUUUAUUUAUUUGUAUGAUUCUUGUUAAUAUGUUUCAUAAAAUUCAUUGGCUCAAUAUCUGUGUGGCUGACUGU